This is a messenger RNA of Cataglyphis hispanica, 4321 nucleotides long. It is a transcript of the gene Hydr2, whose product is annotated as abhydrolase domain-containing protein 2. Gene Ontology annotation, molecular function: acetylesterase activity; monoacylglycerol lipase activity. The record is from RefSeq and is a predicted model, not a curated record. The transcript has 9 exons. Lineage: Eukaryota; Metazoa; Arthropoda; Insecta; Hymenoptera; Formicidae. Gene Ontology annotation, cellular component: sperm flagellum; sperm plasma membrane. Gene Ontology annotation, biological process: acylglycerol catabolic process; steroid hormone receptor signaling pathway; sperm capacitation. Bases 317 to 1519 code for a protein of 400 amino acids.
GUAUAGAUGUCAGUCGUCCGGCGGAUCUCGACGAGAACAGAUGUAAUUCGCGUGUCGAGUCUGUGAAACGAAACGCCGGCGAGCCGGUUGCAACAAUAGUUUUUAUUAACUUAUACUCACAAACAAACAGAACCUUAUCGCACCUGGCCCAUCGGAAUUCACUGAUUGCAACAUCAUUAGAUUUCGCGGCUUUAUCCGCAUGUAUCAUUCGUUCACUGCCGUGGCAGCCUUACUCGUAACCUGUUAUCAUUCCGCAUAAACUAUAAAAGAAGAUAACAAAGAAUAAUAUUUAAAAAGGGCAACGAUCUAAGGAAAGAUGUCUACUGCUUUACUAGCUGUGUUCGCCGUGAUCCUCUGUAUUCUGUUCAGGAUAUUGAACGUAAGCAGCUCACCACAGAAGCCCCUUCUCGUCUGCAAAGAUCAAUCUUUCCUUACGACAAUGUUGAAGAUCGCGCCGGUCAUCGCCGAACCAUACAAACCAACGAGAUUGUGGGGUUUUAGCGGACACGUACAAACCAUUAUUCACAGUGUCAUAGGGCGCGUUCGGUGCCCUUGGCCCAUUGGUGAACGCGUAUACAUCGCUCUUCCGGAUGAUACCACUCUUUCGUAUGAUCUCUAUCAGCCGCUGACCAACGGACAUGAAGAUGACAUAACGAUAGCUAUCUGUCCCGGUAUCGGCAACAGCUCGGAAAGUGUUUACAUCAGGACAUUCGUGCACUUUGUACAAUGUCAUGGCUAUCGAUGCGCGGUACUUAAUCACGUAGGAGCCCUUUCCAGUGUCAAGAUCACAGCACCAAGGAUAUUUUCUUACGGUCACACGGACGAUUACAGCACAAUGUUACAAAAUCUGAUAGAAAAGCACCCUAACACCAAAAUAGUUUGUAUCGGCUAUAGUUUGGGCGGUAAUUUAGUGACAAAAUAUCUUGGAGAACGAGGUCCCAAUAAAUUAUCCAACAUUAUAGGAGGAAUAUCGAUUUGUCAAGGAUACAACGCUCUCGAAGGAACGAAAAUUCUGUUAAACUGGCAAAACUUCAGACGCUUCUAUCUCUAUGUAAUGACAGAGUCGAUGAAGAAUCUUAUACUAAAGCAUAAAAAUAUGCUUUUGUGCGAAGAUGUAAAACAGAGAUAUAAUUUGAACGAACGUGACAUAAUUUCUGCGGCGACAUUACCCGAAUUGGAUGAAGCGUAUACAAGAAGAGUACAUAAUUUUAGAUCUGUACAAGAAUUGUAUAAAUGGAGCAGUUGUAUUUUUUAUCUAAACAAUAUCACCACGCCGAUGGUAUUCAUCAACGCAAUAGACGAUCCUAUCGUGCCAGAAGUAUUAUUAAAGCCAAUUAAAGAGCACGCAGCAAAUCAUUCAAACACAUUAUAUGUGGAAUUGGCUCACGGAGGUCAUCUAGGUUUCUAUGAAGGUGGUUUUCUGUAUCCCAAUCCUAUAACAUGGCUGGAUCGAACCCUAGUAUCUCUCGUUGGAUCUUUGACUCUAGCGCACGCGGAUAAAGCUCUUAAAACUUCUUAAUUUAAAUGAAUUUGGUUAAUAUAUUUGUAUUAUUGGGCAUAGAUUGGCAACACGUCAUAUACAUUCUAAUUUUGUUGUGAGAUCUGUCAAAUCAUUGCAUUUGGCCCACGUUCGAAAUCUGUGAAGAAAAUAAUGGAGAAUAGAAGAGAUGACAAAUUUAAAUUAGUAAAAAUAUUUGAUAUCUACUUAAGUCAUUUCAUGAAAUGAAAUAGACAAGGUUGCAUCUUUUUAUACAGGUAAUACAGGGAAAUAAGUGAUAUUGGAAGUGUAAUUGCAAAAUAACAAACAUUUGCUCAUUGAUAUUUUCAAAAUUGUUGUUUUGGAAUUCUAACUAAAUUUUAAGUAUUGCGCUAUUCUUUAUAUGAAAACAAUUAUAGUAAGUGGAAUUUUUGUUAUUAUACAAUUUAAUACAAUCAAAAUCAUAUGGCUUAAUUUUUCAAAAAAGAAAAACAAAAAAGAAAUAAAUAAAUUUUGCAUAUUUUACUAAAUACUAACGCUUCUUUCUCAGGGAUCUUCUAUAGGAUGACCAUUCAAUGACAGGACCUUUAAUGGUCGUUAAAACAUGUUGUUAGAACUGCUCACUGUAUAAGCGAUUAAUUAAUGAUAUGCACUGUCUGUUCAAUGCAAUACAGAGUAUCUUGUGUACUUUUCACUGAGAAGAACUUGUGUAUUUAUGUACAAUGUAUGUAAUAAUGUAGGAUAAAUAUUUACUUGAAACAUUUAUAAUUACAUUCUGAAAUUAUUAGCUUUAUAAAUAUGAGAAAUUCGCCAUAUAUUACAUAUGUGGAGAUAGAUUAUAUAUAUUGCUUAUUGAAAUCCAUAACUAUGGAUGCUAAUUAGAUUUAUAAAGAAAUCUAUAAAUCACAAAUUCAAUUUGUUAUAUAGGUCUGAAAUUUCGUAAAUGUAUUUGAGUGUAUAUACCAAACUUUGUAAAUAAUACUUUUCUAAGCUAGAAUUAUAUGUAACAAUUUUUUUUUUAUAAAAUCAAUUAAAAUUUACAAAUUUGAUUUAUUAUCAGUGGAUUAAUAGAUAGUAAAUUUGUAUAUUGCAAAUUUGUAUAUAAAUUGUAUGUUUGUAUAUUGGAUAAAAAAUGUAUAUGAAAUAAUUUAUAAAAAUGCAAUAGGCUAUAAAUGAUAUAUUGCAGAAGUAUACCAAGUGAUAUGUUACAUGAUAUUAUAUUGCACAUUAAAUUGAUAGUAUAUAAUAUCAGGAAUCUGAAAUUAGGAUCUGCAACUAUUGUAAUUCGAUAUAUUCUUAGUACUAUGGUGCAUAUUGAUGAAUAUAUAAUGUUUGAUCCAUUAUGUUCCAUAUAAUACAUAUAAAAUAUUUUAUUCGUCCAUAAAAUGUAAUAAAGUUUACUUUUAUAUGGAAUAUAGUAGAUUAAAAUAUGCUACAUCAGAUUGUACACAUAUCUUAUAUUUGAUGCAGAGAUAAAAAAAAUUAAAUAUUUCUUAAACCAUCAAUAUGAGUCCAUAUCGAUAAAGUUAAUGUGCAAUGUGCAAUAAUUUCUUAUGCUGGACAAUAUAUUUUAAUGGAUACAUUUAUAAAUUGCUACAUAUUUAUAGAUAUAUAUAUAUGACCACAUGGCUUAACUGAUAUUUAUUUUCUAUUAGAAUUGGUAAUGGUUUCUCAAACGGUACUAUACAUAACAUUAAUAAUGGCUGUAUAUACAAUCUUAUCUAACCGUGCGAUGUAAUUGACUACAUUUUUACUCUACUCAAACUAUUUAUAUGACGCGAAUGAUGUAUAAUUUACAUGCGAUUGAAUUGUAAUAUCGCGUAUUUAAUAAGGAUUUAGUUUGUUGAUUUAUUCCGGCAAGUUCCUGACCAUGAUAUCAUAGAUAAUGCAAGCAUUUAUUUCAAGAAUCAAACAUUUGAGCAGAUUCGCUUUCUAAUCCCAUGGAAGCAAUCGCCGUAAAUAAGUCGGUAUCAAAUUGUGUUGUAUCAAAUAUUACAUCACAUUUGUGAGUUUUAUUUGUACAAUUCACGUUCAGAAAAUAACGAAAGACAAUAAGACAUAAAAUGUACACGAAUAAAAUUUACGAAUAAUGCUUUUGAUUAAAAUAUUUUAUAGCAGGAAUUAUUAGAUAUGAUGAAAUUUCUUUAGAUACAUGAUAUGUAUUUAUUUUUCACUGUUAUGUUAUAAAUGGCCUUUUUUUAAUUUGACCAAUUCUUUUUUAUCAGCAAUUGUCUCUGCAUUUUCGAACAUAUAUAUUGACAUUAGCACAAAUAUAAGAGUAAGUCACACUAGAAACUGCCAUUUUCAAAUCUGAUGUUUUAUGGAAAAUAAAUACUGAAUAAAAUAUACAUUUUUAUGUCAUAACAUAAUAUCGAAAUAAAUUAUAAAUAUUUGCUAUUGAUUUUUUUGUGAUUUUCUCUUAAUACUUUUUAAUAUAGAAUGAUAAGAAGAAUCGAAAAUAUAUCUUUGUUUAAAAAGACAAAAAUAAAAAUUAUAAAUCUCUUUAUCUGAAACAAAACUGAGUUAUCACAGAAAGUUUCUUUUGGAACUAAGCAACUUUUAUCUUAUCAGAAAUACUUUUCCAUAAAACAUAUAUUUUAGAAUUUAUUGAAGAUGAUUUUAAAUAAUUUAUUCUUUAUAUAUUGAUGAUAUCAAUAGUACAUCAACAAUAUUUAAAAUACAAUAUUAACGAGGUUUGAUGUAUGUUGUUAAAUAUAUUACGAUACUAUAAAUAAAAAAUUUUAGGCGCUUAAAAAAUCAUGAAAAUACAAUGAUUUCAAUGUUUUUUCAGUUAAAAUUGGUCAAAGGUCAUUUUAUAAAGCAUUCAAGAAAUAAAUAGAAAAA